UUUGUGCCAUUGAAAUAUUAGAUUUUGUAAAACUUAUCAAUACAAAAUACAUCUAGAAACGAUAUUUAGGAUUUUAAUUCCAUGAUUAUUUUAGAUUGUUUUAAGGACGAGUAAAUGGAGAAGAAGAAUGGCAGUGAACUAAUAUGAAAUUCACCAUAUAAAUCUCACAGAUAAAAUAUUUAAUUUGCAAGAGUAUUACAAGGAAUCAUCCCUUAAAUAUUCAUGAAGGUAUUGACAACAUUGCCCUACACGUAUGAGACGUUACGAAAUAAAGUGAAACUCUGGAUGGUUGGAAAUUAAAUAUUAAACAAUAUGGAGAAGCGACAACGCAUAGAGCAAGCAAAGAAGGCUAUGGAUAGUGGCAUGAAUCUUUGUCAGAUAUGCCUGCUGAAACAUUUUGAAAAAACAGCAAAGUUUUACUGUUUGGAUUGUUCUAUGCUGCUAUGUAAAUAUUGCAGUAAUCAGCAUAAAAGUGUCAAGGUCACUCAACAUCACGAACUUGUGUCUCGGAAUCAGGCUGAUAUACGUGGACAGGUGUGUACAAAACAUCACUUUGCCCCUGUGAAAUAUUUCUGCGAACAAUGCCAGGAUCUUAUAUGUGUUAAUUGCACUAUGUUAGAACAUAAAGGACACAACGUUAAAGACAUGAGUGCAAAGGCGGUGCAGUGUGAAGAAAAGUUAAAUGACAUGAAGGGAAAGUUAGAUGAUCAAAUUGUUAAACUUGAAGAUUCAAUCAAAAUGGCUACCAGGUUUGAAAAUACAGUGGAACAAAACCAACAAGGAGCAAAGCUUCAAAUUGCUCAAACUGUUUCUGCUGCAAAGAUGGAGUUAGACAAACAAGCCGAAGACAUACAGACCCAAGUUGAAGAUAUUGCACAUAGCAGACUUGAAGCUAUCACAAGAGACAAGGAGAUUCUACAACGUAAAUACGAUAAACUCAUCAACAAAAGAACAGUGAUUAAUAACAGAACGGACCGCAUGAAAGAUGAAGAAUACAUUAAAGAGGUAAUAAAGAUUACAAAAAAUUUAGAAAAGACGAUGAAUGUUGAUAUACCAGACACGGAAAACUAUAAGGUUUUCAAGUUUGUCGCAAUUCUUCCAAAGAAGAACAAGCUUGGUCAUGUCGAGGAAACUAAGGUGGAUAAUAGUGACCUUGAAGCAUUUCUGACUCAGACUGAAGGUGGGAAUGCUGACCACAAAGUUCCUGCAAUUAUGGUGUCACCAAAGACUCCUAUAUAUAACAGCGCGAGGAUCGUCCAUAAGUUCAAAACAAGUAGCUACAUGCAGAGUCCAUCUGCCCUUCUCAUGCUUCCGAAUGGAAAGAUAUUGAUAGUUGACAGCACGCUAAACGGUAUAUACACCUGCGGAAAGAGUGGUGGAAUCCAACAACGCACUUGUGUGUACGAAGCCAUCAAGCCAACUGGGCUAACUCUGAAUCAAAAUGGAAAUCUUGUACUGAGUACCGAGAGGCACGUAAAGAUAAUUUCAACAGAUGAAUUUACCAAACUUAAUGAGAUUCCUGCGGAGAAGUUAUUGAGGACGACUGGAAGUUUACCAUCUGGUGUAGGUUCUGACGGUAAGAACAUAUAUAUAAGUGAUGUCCAUCACGGUAGAGUUUAUCAUGUUGAUCUCGAAGACAAAAAGGUCUUGCAUAAAUUCGACUGCAUGGAUGACACCAAUACACCCCCAGAUGCAUUCAAUCUGUUGAUCAGAGGCAGUAAUGUAUUCCUCACGUAUAGUAUUGAUAGAGUUACUAAUUACCUGAAAAUGUAUAAUUCAAAUGGACGACUUCUCCAUAGCAACAAACUGCCUCGACAUUGUUCUGGACUAUGCUCCGACGCAAUGGGAAACAUUAUCGCUGCAUGUGGGGGUCUUUCCCUUCUUACACCAUCGGGGUUAUUUGUAAAGGAGUUAGAGGUGUACGAUAAAAGUGCAAAAGCAUACAAACUAUAUCCAAAGGCAGUGGCGUUUACCAAUGACGGUCUUUUAAUGGUGAUAAAUGUAACGCAAUUUUCUAAACGAUCGGAAGUUCUGAUUUUAGAAUUGCGUUAGAAUAUUAUGUGUUAUCAACACCUUGCGAGGCCUGUUCUCAAAGUAUAAGUACUACAUCGAGUUUAGAAGACUUAUAUUUUACUUUAUUGACUUGAGCAAUAGGUGGAUCCUGUCAUACUUCCGGGCCAUAGCAGUCAUUAUCCGCCCUGGUUAAGGGUGAAUAACGAGUUUUCAUCCCAUGAUACUACUACUUCCCGGUCAAUAACACCAGGGAAUAUAUUUGAUAUUGAAAAGUUCGUAUUAUCCCGCCCUAUCCCCCUCACGAAAAUUGUAUUCACCUUCCAAUCCCGCUUUUGAAAAUAGUAUUCACCUCCCAUGAAUUUUUGAUAAAAAAAGCUUCCUAUUUCGUUCAGUUGGGUCGAUAGAGUGUGCUAUAAUGAUGUUCUUAAAUGUAAGAAACAUUUUUUCCAAACAAAGUUCAAAAUAGAAAUUUAAAACGUAAGGAGAAUGAAGCUAUAAAAGCCUAUUUAAUAGAAGGCGAAUUGUAAUUUCAUCAUCAUGCUCUGUUGACACAGCCAAAGUCAUAGAAAGCUGGGCAACAAGCGAAUGACCUGAUGGACUUGUAUAC
Owenia fusiformis is the source of this 2620-nucleotide messenger RNA. The record is from the annotation of a GenBank genome assembly. Lineage: Eukaryota; Metazoa; Annelida; Polychaeta; Sabellida; Oweniidae.